GCCCGGCAUCGGUGUCCCGUUGGUCGGUGUGCGGCUGCGCACUGGUGCCGGGCCCGGCAUCGGUGUCCCGUGGGUCGGUGUGCGGCUGUGCGGCGGUGGCUGCUGAAGAUGGCUGCGUGUCUCCUGGAGGCCCCGAUGCGGAUGAGCGUGCUCUCGGAAGUUACAGCCAGCAGCCGUCAUUAUGUUGACCGGCUCUUUGAUCCUGACCCACAGAAAGUGUUGCAAGGUGUGAUUGAUAUGAAGAAUGCCGUAAUUGGAAACAACAAACAAAAAGCUAAUCUGAUUGUCCUGGGAGCAGUACCAAGAUUGCUUUACUUACUACAGCAAGAGGCUUCAACUGUUGAACUUAAAACUGAAUGUGCAGUAGUAUUGGGGAGUCUUGCAAUGGGGACAGAAAAUAAUGUCAAGUCCCUGUUGGACUGUCAUAUAAUUCCGGCAUUAUUACAAGGUCUCCUCCUUCCAGAUCUUAAAUUUAUAGAGGCUUGUCUUCGAUGCCUCCGUACAAUAUUGACAAGCCCUGUGACGCCAGUAGAGGUACUUUAUACAGAUUCAACAGUGGUUCCUCAUCUUAUGUCCUUACUUAGUAGAUCGCGAUAUAUACAGGAGUACAUCUGUCAGAUUUUUUCCCAUUGUUGCAAGACACCAGAGCAUCAGGCUGUGUUGUUCAACCACGGUGCCGUGCAGAACAUUGCUCAUCUACUGACUUCACCUUCAUACAAAGUUCAGAUGCAGGCAUUAAAAUGCUUUUCAGUCCUGGCUUACGAAAAUCCCCAAGUUUCCCUGACUCUUGUAAAUGUGCUGGUAGAUGGUGAAUUGUUGCCCCAAGUGUUUGUGAAGAUGAUGCAGAGGGAUAAACCUAUUGAAAUGCAGCUGACAUCCGCAAAAUGUUUGACUUACAUGUGCAGGGCUGGAGCGAUCCGGACAGAUGAUAACAGUAUAGUUUUAAAGACGCUCCCAUGCCUGGUUAGGAUGUGCAGUAAAGAGAGACUGCUGGAGGAACGGGUGGAAGGUGCUGAAACCUUGGCAUACUUGAUAGAACCUGAUGUGGAGCUACAGAGGAUUGCCAGCAUCACAGAUCAUCUUAUUGCAAUGCUUGCUGAUUAUUUCAAGUAUCCUAGUUCAGUCAGCGCAAUCACAGAUAUCAAAAGGCUUGACCACGACCUCAAACAUGCUCACGAACUCCGGCAAGCUGCAUUCAAGUUGUACGCCUCCCUUGGAGCGAAUGACGAAGACAUCCGGAAGAAGAUAAUUGAGACUGAGAAUAUGAUGGACCGAAUUGUGACUGGCUUAGCUGAGUCUAGUAUCAAAGUGCGGUUAGCUGCUGUCAGAUGUUUGCACAGUCUGUCCAGGUCGGUACAACAGCUUCGGACUAGUUUUCAGGACCAUACAGUAUGGAAGCCACUAAUGAAGUUGUUACAAAAUGCUCCUGACGAAGUCCUUGUGGUGGCAUCAUCAACACUAUGCAAUCUUCUCCUUGAGUUCUCCCCAAGCAAGGAGCCUAUCUUGGAAUCGGGUGCUGUGGAACUGUUAUGCAACUUGACCCAGAGUGAAAAUCCAGCUCUCAGAGUCAAUGGGAUUUGGGCAUUAAUGAAUAUGGCUUUUCAAGCUGACCAGAAGAUAAAGACAGACAUUUUACGAGGGCUGAGUACAGAACAACUCUUCAGAUUGCUCUCAGAUUCAGACGUGAAUGUACUAAUGAAGACUCUGGGGCUCCUCAGGAAUCUCCUAUCCACUAGGCCUCAUAUAGACCAAAUAAUGAACACUCACGGAAAACAGAUCAUGCAAGCAGUGACUCUCAUCCUCGAAGGGGAACAUAAUAUUGAAGUUAAAGAACAGACAUUAUGUAUACUUGCUAAUAUAGCAGAUGGAACAACUGCAAAGGAUCUCAUCAUGACAAAUGAUGACAUUUUACAAAAAAUUAAAUACUACAUGGGCCAUUCAAAUGUAAAGCUCCAGUUGGCUGCUACUUUUUGUAUAUCCAAUCUCAUAUGGAGUGAAGAGGAAGGUUCCCAUGAACGACAAGAUAAGCUGAGAGAAUUAGGAGUAGUAGAUAUUUUACAUAAAUUGGUUCAAACUACAGAUCUCAACCUGUCUGACAAGGCAAAAACAGCGCUGCAGCAAUUUCUGUCAUGAGUAGACAACCUGUUGGGGUCCAGUCAGCAGCUCUAAAUGGACAGCAGGUGGGAAGUUCAGUGGAGUGCUCGGCCCUGAUCCAUUUUUGCACAAGUCACCUUGGACUGCAGUUUUUGUGUGCAGUGAUUCAUGAAGAAAUAUUAGUCGUUCAGGAAGCAAGUAAGAAAUAAUGCAGCGGAGAGCAAAGUCCCAUCUCAAUAUGACUGCUUAUACAAAACAUAAACAGAAUGUUUGACUCCCCUCCUUAUUGAAUCGGAAGAAAAAUCUACUCCUGCUGCAGCUGUUUAGUGUGUGAUUGGUUACUUUUCUGAAUUUUGUUUUUUUAAAUAGUGUUUUCUACAGAUUUUUCUGGGUAGUGUAUUGUUUGCUGAAUGAAGGCUAUACCUGGUGUAAAGAAUUUACCUCCACAUAACACCCUAAAGAGAAUGUAAUAUUUAAAAAGUGUGAAAUAAAAUAUAUGAUUUUGUUUUUAAGCUCUGUAGAGAAGGUAAAAUAUGAUAAGAAUUUGAUGAACCACAACUAUCUGCGUUUCAUUUGGAACUGCAUCUGUUAAUAGGCCUACACAGGUAGAUGUAAUGCAGUCUAACUUUUCAUACUCCAAAAAGAUUUUCCUCAGGGAAGGGGAACACCAGCCUUCACAUCAAGAUCCAGGUUUAAAUCUAACUCAGGGACAGGUAAUGAAGGAAUUCUGCCACCCAUUUUCAUUGACUAUUUGCAGUAGCUUUGUUUCCCUUUCAACGUUUGGGCAUUGUGCUUAAGCAGAGACUGGACUUUAACAAAUAGAUUGUGAUGGUUUUGUCCAGUGCACAGUAAAACCUGAUCUCGGUGGAGAAUCAUAGGUUGUGUGAAAGAAGGAAGAUUUUGAAAGUUGAGCAAUAUUAACGGAUCAAUUUAGGAAAACCAUGCUCUCCUGACAGUCGCAUCUAUAGAUCAGCUCUAUAUCCUGAAACAUGACACGCUGUAAUGUUGAUGUUUACUUGGUAUUGCUGGUAUUGCAGGUGUAUAAACUUGUACCCACAAAUGGGCAUUGCUGCAUAAUUGGCCUGUGCAUCCACUUACCCGAAUAUUGGCAAUUUUAGUGUUCACUAUUGCCUUGACAAAGCACUAAAAAUGCCAGAUGGCAGAAUGAAAUAUUCACCUCGUGCUAUUGUCUCUUCUAGUUCAUGAAUGCAAGGAAAUAUUUUUAUAAACCAGCAUCUGCGGUUCCUUGUUUCUAAAUUGUUGCCCAAUAUUGGUACCCGGAUUUUCUUGGACAAUGGUAAAAAUAAAAACGCACACAUUGUUAGAUGGAAGUUAUGCUUUGGAGAAUAUUUUCAGAGUAUGAUAUUGAAGUGAUACCUGUGUAGGCCAUUUGAAACAAAUGCAGUUUUUUAAUUUUUUGUUGUGUUUUCAUUGAAAUUUCCCAGUUCUCCCUCAUUUUGUUCCGUCACUUUUAGUUCUUGACCCCUUCUCUCUGAAUGUUGCCAUUUGGAUUUUAACACCUGUCUGGUCUUUUGCCGCCAUGCAGGUUUUAUUAGCAUUUGUAAACUACUGCCCUCAAUGCAGAAGUACAACAAGAGGUUUCCCUUCCGGUUCUCAGCAAAUAAAACGGAAAGCUUAGUGAGGAUUUACAUUGAAAUUUCCAGUGCUUGUUGAUACAAGCGUUGUCAUGGUUGCUGCAUGUGUUAAUGCCUGGCUACUUGCAG
Molecule: messenger RNA, 3818 nt
Organism: Leucoraja erinaceus (little skate)
Lineage: Eukaryota; Metazoa; Chordata; Chondrichthyes; Rajiformes; Rajidae
Gene: armc8
Product: armadillo repeat containing 8
Exons: 22
Coding region: 109-2133 (674 amino acids)
Biological process (GO): proteasome-mediated ubiquitin-dependent protein catabolic process
Cellular component (GO): GID complex
Molecular function (GO): protein binding
Source: RefSeq, a predicted model, not a curated record